UCAUUCUAGUCACUCCCCUUUCAGCAGCGGCUGGUGUGUCAGGCUAAUCCUUCCCUCUCCAUAAAGGUUCCGCUUUCUGCCCUUGACGGGUAACAUGGCCACUGCAACCAAAUUCAUUCAGAAGCUCAGAAACUGGGCGUCUGGGCAUAAUCUUCAAUCAAAAUUACAGCUGCGUUAUACGGAAAUUGCAAGCAGGUCACCGCCUCCACCAAAUCUUCCAGUGGGUCCAAACCACAAGUUGGCCAACAACUACUACUGCACUCACGAUGGACGCCGAGAAAAUGUACCUCCUACUAUCAUUAUGUCUCCACAAAAGGCUCUGGUGUCUGGAGAACCCUCACCCAGCUCUGACGUGACCGUUGCAAAAGCCCUAAAGAAGCCGGUAACACCUGGACCUUGUCCUCCCAAGCUGAAGCUGUCAAGUGAUGAGCCAUACCUGUGAAUGAAGCAUGAAAACCUGAAUCUGAAAUAUAUGCAUCUAUUCAACUAUUAUAUUGUAUAAAUCGAAAAUAAAGAAAAAGAAAAAUUUGAA
Bufo gargarizans (Asiatic toad) is the source of this 532-nucleotide messenger RNA. RefSeq names its product NADH:ubiquinone oxidoreductase subunit A7 (gene NDUFA7). The record is from RefSeq and is a predicted model, not a curated record. Bases 95 to 442 code for a protein of 115 amino acids. The transcript has 4 exons. Lineage: Eukaryota; Metazoa; Chordata; Amphibia; Anura; Bufonidae. Gene Ontology annotation, biological process: ATP synthesis coupled electron transport; mitochondrial electron transport, NADH to ubiquinone. Gene Ontology annotation, cellular component: mitochondrial inner membrane.